This is a messenger RNA of Malassezia globosa CBS 7966, 1533 nucleotides long. RefSeq lists its product as uncharacterized. NCBI's taxonomy places the organism in Eukaryota, Fungi, Basidiomycota, Malasseziomycetes, Malasseziales, Malasseziaceae. Bases 1 to 1533 code for a protein of 510 amino acids. Gene Ontology annotation, biological process: rRNA processing. The record is from RefSeq and is a predicted model, not a curated record. The transcript has a single exon. Gene Ontology annotation, molecular function: snoRNA binding. Gene Ontology annotation, cellular component: cytoplasm; preribosome, small subunit precursor; nucleolus.
AUGCCCAAAGCACCAUCGACUCAACGUCGAGGUGCCCGUAUUGGUUCAGGUCAUCGUCCGCUUGGGCAGGAAAUUCGUGAAGACGAAAUCUUAUCACGAUUUGGUCGUGUGCGCGCCACUAACGCCCGCCCCAAGAAGGGUCAAGAGAAGGAGGAGUUCGAUGUUGCUGUGACUGGGAACCCGCUCAAAGUCACAGGCAGUCGUACAGGGACCUCGUUUGUGGAUCCAAAGCUCAGCAGAAACAUUUUGCGCUUGGCCCGCGAGCAGCAGGAGGAAAUAGAGCGCGAAGAAGCAGAGUUAGAAGCAGAAGCAGAAACUAGAUCCACUGAUGAGACGCCUCGUCUUUCCACUGCGAAGUUUCGUGAAAUGGAUGAUCUACACGACGACGAAAGUGAUACGGAUGAGAAUGAUGGUCAUGCAUCGAUCGCAGGCAGUGACGAGGACGAAGAUGAUGUGCAUGAAUUCAAUGAUCCAGAAUACGAACAGCUUGAUAUCUCACCGGAAGACCAGGCCUUGCUCGAGAAACAUGACGAGGAAGAAGAGCAGGCGCUAGCAGAUGAAGAUGCGGGUCGUCCACGAACAAAAACACUCGCGGAUCUUAUUCUGGCCAAAAUUGAGGCGUCUGAAGGUUCUGCAGCAAUGCGAGACAGUGGGGAAGACGAGUCCCGUAUGAUGCCACCAGGUAUCAACCCAAAAAUUGUGGAAGUAUACACUAAAGUGGGUGAACUUUUGUCACGAUAUAAAUCUGGCCCUUUGCCGAAAGCAUUCAAGAUUGUUCCAUCACUUCCAGCCUGGGAAGACGUAUUGUACAUCACUGCGCCUGAGACUUGGACACCACAUGCCACUCUGGCGGCGACGCGCAUCUUUGUCUCGAACUUCAAACCUGCACAGUGUGAGCGAUACUAUAAACUUGUGCUACUAGACAAGAUUCGUGAUGAGAUUCGGGAAAAUAAAAAAGUGAGUUACCACAUGUAUGAAGCUAUCAAAAAGUCGCUCUACAAGCCCGCUGCCUUUUUUAAAGGUAUACUGUUUCCUUUGUGCGAUGGCGGCGGCGUCACGCUUAAAGAGGCUGCCAUCAUUGGAUCUGUUCUGUCCAAAGUGUCUAUUCCUGUACUCCAUUCAGCUGCAGCUUUGCUUCGGCUUGCUGAAAUGGAGUACACGGGUCCUACUUCGCUCUUUAUCCGAAUCUUACUCGACAAGAAAUACGCUCUGCCAUACAAAGUGAUCGAUGGACUUGUCUAUCAUUUUCUGCAAUUUGCUGACAAGUCCAAGGGUGUUGAAGUGACGCAUACUCGCCAGGGCAUUGUUGGAGAGCGCCGAAUGCCAGUUCUUUGGCAUCAAAGUCUUUUGGUCUUUGCACAACGCUACAAACGUGAUUUAACUCCUGACCAGAAACUAGCUCUUCUCGAUCUAAUUCGAGUGCAAAAACAUCCUGGCAUAGAACCUGACAUCAGACGGGAACUUUCGUCCGGAGAAUCGCGAGGCGAAAUGCUUCCUGAGCCAUACGAUGAUGAUGACGACAUGUCUAUUUGA